Cloeon dipterum is the source of this 2164-nucleotide messenger RNA. Its product is annotated as zinc finger protein 260-like. The transcript is spliced from 11 exons. Gene Ontology annotation, cellular component: nucleus. Gene Ontology annotation, biological process: regulation of transcription by RNA polymerase II. Bases 197 to 2110 code for a protein of 637 amino acids. The record is from RefSeq and is a predicted model, not a curated record. Lineage: Eukaryota; Metazoa; Arthropoda; Insecta; Ephemeroptera; Baetidae. Gene Ontology annotation, molecular function: RNA polymerase II transcription regulatory region sequence-specific DNA binding; DNA-binding transcription factor activity, RNA polymerase II-specific; zinc ion binding.
GGAGUGUCUAAGACCAUCACAACUGUUCACAACACAACAAGCACUAAUGGAACGGAAAACUCUGGCUGCAAUAACAACAAACUUUCGCUGUUCAUAAUCAAAAAUACUAUAGUAAAUUUUAUCCAAACAAAAUUCUAGUGUUCGGAUUAAUCAAAUAUUUUAGCGUGUAGCAUCGUGUCAUUAUAUUCUAUCUGAGAUGGGUUCAGCAGAGUGCACAGUCAAAAACAUUGUUAAAACUCUUCAAAAUUUUGUUGAACAGCUGUCUUCAGUCGAUUCGAUUUUUGAGAUAGCUUCGUGCUCGUGUUUAUUACGAAAAUUCCAAAAUGGUCCAGCAGUUGAUGAAGUAAUUAAUUUAUCAAGAAAAUUUGCUUCAGAGAUACAGUGCCUUCUUGAAUCAUAUAACUCAGAAACAGAGGUUGACAACGUCACAAAUUUUGAUUUGAAUGAAGUCCCUGAAGCAGAAUGUCCUGACUCAAAUGAAGGAAUGCACAAAUAUUCAAAUGAAAUACCUGCUGAAAUUCAGAAUGACAACUCAAGCAAUGCUAAUCAGUAUCGAACUCGUCGUCAACGAAUGCUUCGAGAAGCUCAAACCAAGAAGCCCAUAUUAAUUGAGACUGUUAUGUCACCUUCAAAGCCUGAAAAGGAUAAAAGCAGUUCACCCGGUCGUAAAAGAAAACGCAAUGUAAGAACUGAAUGGCCUUGCACUCAAUGUUUGAGGAUAUUCUCCACCUCUGUCUACCUUGAAAAUCAUGUUAAAUAUGCCCAUGAAAUGAGUGAGCAAACGCUCGACAGAUUUUCCCAACUGGACAAAGACAGCUUGAAUAUUUUAUGUUGCUGCCAAUGUUUUCACACAUACAAAGACUUGGAAACAUUUACAAAGCACGACUGCAACUUGAAGGCAGAGGAACUUCAGGAGCUGGACCUCCCCAUUAAAGAAGGAGAAGAUCGACUUGUCAGACAUUUUGAUCAUUUAUUGGAACUUAGCUACCUAAUAUGCAACCAGUGCUGGGAGGAGUACAGAAGUCUCGACCGAAUGGUGUGCCACAUUGCAAAGUGCAAGCCAGGGCCAUACCUUUGCGAAAUUUGCAGCCAAAGCUUUGAAAACAAAAAGGAUCUAAACUACCAUAAGAAGAAAAAUCACAUGGAUACGCUCAGUUUUUUCUGUGAUUUCUGCGACGCCAAGUACAAAAACCGUCCUUCGCUUCAAAAGCAUUUGGUAAAGAAACAUGAGAAGAAUGAAGAUUCAUUUAAAUGUGAUGAGUGUGAAGAAAUUUUUACAAUGAAAAUUUUGCUCACUCGCCACAAGGAGCAGCAGCACAACUUAAUUAAAAAGUAUCUCUGCCAGGUUUGUGGAGAAGGAUUGAGCAACACUCAGAGCCUUAAAAUCCACGUAGCUCGCCACACUGAUAAGGAGAAGAAAUUCUCAUGUGGAAUAUGUGGGUCUAAAUUCAACAGAAAAGACAAACUGGUCUUUCACACUCGCAUACACACAGGGGAAAAGCCUUAUGUGUGCAACCAGUGCUCGAAAAGAUUCAUUAGAAAAUCCAAACUUGAUGAACACCUGCGCAGACAUCGGGGAGAAAAGAAACAUGAAUGUGAAGUUUGCAGCAAAAGGUUUUUGGUCGCUCAUGACCUAAGAGCACAUCAAAGGAGGACUCAUGCAUCCAAGGAAGCAGAUGUUGGAGAAGAAGCUGCGUCUGCCUCCGUCGAAAAAGACGAUAUCUUUGAAUUGGAGCCAAAAGAACCCAUUGAAGUUGAAAGCAAUGUAGCAGAUAUUAUAAUUGAAGUGGCCCAAGACAAUUUACAGUUUUCAAACGCAGAAACUGUUGAAUCAUUGCCCCUAAAUGCAGUCGAUUCUCUUAUUACAAAUGUUCCUCCGCAAAACAUUUUGUCCACUCAAAAUAUUUUGCAAACCCCCAGCCCUCUUCCAAUGCACAUCAUGACACCUGCUGCCAACGCUCUGCAGACACCUACUUUCUUCCAAGUUCCACAAACCUUGCAAAUUCAGCUCCCUAUUACUGUGUCUGGAGCUUCGCUUGACCUCUCACAAGUGGGGAACCAGCCCAUUAUUCUUACAAACUUCAAUACUUUAAGUAAUCUUCCGUUUUAGUAGAAUAAAAUAAAGUUAUUGUUUAAAGAACAAUAACUAUCCUCUAAACCUCAA